This is a messenger RNA of Colletotrichum siamense, 288 nucleotides long. RefSeq names its product Mitochondrial import inner membrane translocase subunit tim17. Lineage: Eukaryota; Fungi; Ascomycota; Sordariomycetes; Glomerellales; Glomerellaceae. The record is from RefSeq and is a predicted model, not a curated record. The transcript has a single exon. Bases 1 to 288 code for a protein of 95 amino acids. Gene Ontology annotation, biological process: protein import into mitochondrial matrix. Gene Ontology annotation, molecular function: transmembrane protein transporter activity. Gene Ontology annotation, cellular component: mitochondrial inner membrane; TIM23 mitochondrial import inner membrane translocase complex.
AUGCGUACCCCUGUGGUAACAGGUAACUUUGGCGUCCGGGGUGGCAUGUACAGCACAUACGAUUGCGCGAUCAAGGGGAUACGUCAAAAAGCAGAUGCAUGGAACGCCAUUGGAGCAGGAUUCAUAACUGGAGGCACUCAGGCAAUCCGUGGCGGCUCCCGCGCAGCCAGAACAGGCGCUGUGAGGUGCGCCCCCUUGUUUGCAGUUAUCGAAGGCGCUGGAGUCGGGUUCCGAAAACUGAUGGCGGAUAGUACGGGGCUGGAUGUUGGUUCGGUAGCUAUGCCAUGA